AUGCUUGUAUACAAGGAUGGGCAUAAUAUAUACUAUCAGCAUCAUGAUCAUUCAUACGCCGAAAAUAUAAUAAUUGACCACGCUAGAAGUAUAAAAAUUGACUGUGUUAACGACGAUUGUCUUGCUGAAAUAUUCAUGUAUGUGCCAGCAUGGGAAAGACCUAAAAUUGCAGUGGUAUGUCAAAAAUGGAAUAGAGUCCUUGAUUAUUCUUGGGGUAGAGUCAAAAAACUUCAACUCACUCACUGGGAACGAGCUGAGUAUCCAAAUUGUUUGAAGAAAUUUACAACACCCGAUGGAAAAUUAAGCUUUUUGAACUCAUUGCUUAAUAAAUGUGGUCGUUAUUUAACACAAUUAGACUUGACAGCUUAUGGUCAUAGUGACAUAGUGUCGGUUAUUAAUGAAUAUUGUCCAAACCUCGUGGAACUUCGAUUGAGAUUUACCUAUGAUAACCAUAGGCUAUAUUGGAAAUCAUUUUCACGUCUAUCUAAGCUCAAGGUAUUAACAGUUAUAUUUCAAAAUCAUCUAAAACACCACGCUAAGCUUAAUGAGUUAGUACAUGCAUUGGAAUCGCUUGCUGAUACAUUGACUGAUCUGACUCUGUUCAAUUGGGAAACUGACGAACCCUGUACAGAUAGAUUUCUUCCAUAUUUACCCUGUAGAUUUCCAGCGGACACCAUUUAUGUAAGUUAA
Molecule: messenger RNA, 690 nt
Organism: Aphidius gifuensis
Lineage: Eukaryota; Metazoa; Arthropoda; Insecta; Hymenoptera; Braconidae
Exons: 3
Coding region: 1-690 (229 amino acids)
Molecular function (GO): protein binding
Source: RefSeq, a predicted model, not a curated record